UGCAAUUGUUGUUUCGAGUGCUUUAACUCUUCUUCUGCACAAGCUGAGACUUCUCUCAUAUUCAAAAACUAUCGAUCGAGCUCCUUGAAGAUUUACAAUGGGCAGAGAAGCUCUUAGAUAUGCCGCAAAGGUCGACUUGAACAGGCCAGCAGCCGACCAAGAGGUUCUCCACAAUCGCUGGCACCCAGAUAUACCCUCUAUCAGUACAAUCAAGAACAACGAAGUCGUCAAGAUCGAAUGCGUAGACUGGACCGGCGGACAGAUUGGCAACAAUGACAGCGCUGAUGACAUGCGCGACGUCGACCUCACCAAGAUCCACUACCUCACUGGCCCUUUCGAUAUAGAGACGGCAGAGCCGGGUGAUGUCUUGGUGCUUGAGAUUCAAGAUGUCCAACCAUUGGAUGAGCAGCCCUGGGGGUUCACCGGUGUCUUUUCCAAGGACAAUGGUGGAGGAUUCUUGGAUGAGAUCUACCCUGAACCAGCAAAAGCCAUCUGGGACUUCGAAGGCAUCUUCUGCUCCUCGCGCCACAUCCCAGGCGUCCGUUUCGCCGGGCUGAUUCACCCUGGCAUCCUAGGCUGCGCGCCCUCAGCCGAAAUUCUGGCGACUUGGAACAAGCGCGAGGGCGAGUUGAUCGAAGCCUGCGCGCACACGCACUCGCGUGUCGUCGCCGAGCCUCCACAGCCUAAGAAUGUGCAUGCUGGGUCCGCAGAUGCAUCGUUGAAAGAGAAGGUCGGCAAGGAGGGCGCGAGAACGAUCCCUGGCCGUCCUGAGCAUGGCGGAAACUGCGAUAUCAAGAACCUUUCCAGGGGCUCGAAGGUAUUUCUCCCGGUGCAUGUCAAGGGUGCAAAGUUCAGCGUCGGAGACCUUCAUUUUUCGCAAGGAGAUGGAGAAAUUUCGUUCUGUGGCGCGAUUGAGAUGGCGGGUGUCAUUACUAUCAAGUUCUCCGUUAUGAAGGGUGGUAUCAAGCAGCUGGACAUGAAGAGCCCGAUCUACAUCCCAGGACCUGUGGAGCCGCAAUUCGGACCUGGGAGGUACAUCUACUUCGAGGGAUUUUCGGUAGACGAGCAUGGCAAGCAGCAUUACCUCGACACUACCGUGGCUUACCGUCAGACGAGCUUGCGAGUGAUCGAGUAUCUGAGGCGGUAUGGCUACAAUGACUACCAGAUCUACCUCUUGCUCUCUUGUGCCCCAGUUCAAGGCCACGUCGCAGGUAUUGUAGACAUUCCCAACUCGUGUACGACUAUGGGACUGCCGAUGGAUAUCUUCGACUUCGAUAUCUCCCCGCAUAUCCCGGCCGAGAAGCGGGAUCUGGGAAGCUGCGCAUUUGCCAGCAAGUAAGUUGGACGCCUGGAAAGAUGGGCUGUUGCGUCUGCUGUGGAACAAUGCAAAUUACUCUCAUUUGUGGUGUAUGCAUAGGUACUGCCAUAUUGAAGCUACUCCGUCGUUGCAAUUCUGUACUUGAUGGGCGCCCGGACUCAUUGUCCGUGCUGCCAAAGACGAAAGACGUUUACCCGUGUGGUACCGAAGAAGGAA
Molecule: messenger RNA, 1534 nt
Organism: Didymella exigua CBS 183.55
Lineage: Eukaryota; Fungi; Ascomycota; Dothideomycetes; Pleosporales; Didymellaceae
Product: formamidase FmdS
Exons: 5
Coding region: 98-1339 (413 amino acids)
Molecular function (GO): hydrolase activity, acting on carbon-nitrogen (but not peptide) bonds, in linear amides
Source: RefSeq, a predicted model, not a curated record